AGAACCACGUGUCCUAUGACGUAAUUAGAAAAGAUCACGUGAGAGCGCGUCGCUGAGAUCAGAGUGUUAGCCAGCAAGCCCCACCGGGCUGUUGCCAUGGUAGUGGUCCGCGGUUAUCCAGCCUGGCUAGCUGGCUAAGUAGCGUCGCUGUCUGGAUCCCAGCUGAUACUGUACAGAGCUUGGUUGGCGGGACUACAGAAUGGGCUGAGGCGGUGGCUGCUGCCCGGACAAGAAGUUGAAGCCGGGCUGGAAAAAUGGAAUUGUAUGAAACCCUCGGAAAAGUGGGAGAGGGAAGCUAUGGAACAGUCAUGAAGUGUAAACACAAGGACACUGGGCAGAUAGUGGCCAUUAAGAUAUUUUAUGAGAAACCAGAAAAAUCUGUCAACAAAAUUGCAGCAAGAGAAAUAAAGUUUCUGAAGCAAUUCCGUCAUGAAAACUUGGUGAAUCUGAUUGAUGUUUUUAGACAGAAAAAGAAAAUUCAUUUGGUGUUUGAAUUUAUUGACCACACAAUAUUAGAUGAGUUACAACAUUAUUGUCAUGGACUAGAAAGUAAGCGACUUAGAAAAUACCUCUUCCAGAUCCUUCGAGCAAUUGAAUAUCUUCACAGUAAUAAUAUCAUUCAUCGAGAUAUAAAACCUGAGAAUAUUUUAGUAUCCCAGUCAGGAAUUACUAAGCUCUGUGAUUUUGGUUUUGCACGGACACUAGCAGCUCCUGGGGACAUUUAUACAGACUAUGUGGCCACACGCUGGUACAGAGCUCCAGAAUUAGUAUUAAAGGAUACCUCUUACGGAAAACCUGUGGAUAUCUGGGCUUUGGGCUGUAUGAUCAUUGAGAUGGCUACAGGAAAUCCCUAUCUUCCUAGCAGCUCUGAUUUGGAUUUACUUCAUAAAAUCGUUUUAAAAGUAGGCAAUUUGACACCUCAUUUACAGAAUAUCUUUUCCAAAAGUCCCAUUUUUGCUGGGGUGGUCCUUCCUCAAGUUCAGCAUCCUAAAAAUGCAAGAAAAAAAUACCCAAAACUAAAUGGAUUAUUGGCAGAUAUAGUUCAUGCUUGUUUACAAAUUGAUCCUUCUGAGAGGAUAUCAUCUUCUGAACUUUUACGUCAUGAGUAUUUUACUAGAGAUGGAUUUAUUGAAAAGUUUAUUCCAGAACUGAGAGCUAAGUUACUUCAAGAGGCAAAAGUCAAUUCAUUCAUAAAGCCAAAAGAGAAUUCUAAGGAAAAUGAAUUUAUGAAGGAUGAGAGAAAAACAGUUUAUACCAAUACACUAAAUAGUUCAGUUUUGGGAAAGGAAAUGGAAAAAGAGAAAAAGCCCAAGGAAAUCAAAGUCAGAGUUUUUAAAGUUAAAGGAGGAAAAGGAGAUAUAUUAGAACAAAAAAAGAUGGAGUAUGAAGGUGGACAUUUUCAACAGGAUACAACUGAAAAUGCUCAUACUAUGUCUCCAGAUACAAAACCUGUAAUUAAUAAACCAAACCCUGUCAAUCCUGUCAACACCUGUAAUGGCAUGAAAGAUGAACCACAUGCUGGAGGUAGUGUGAUGAUGCCACCCAUCAACCUACAUAGCAGUAACUUAAUGACUUCAAAUCUCAUUUCAAAUCUCACCCACUCCAAUUCAAGGUCUACUGAAAGAGCAAAAAAGAGACGUACUUCUUCACAAGCUAUCGGACAAGUUACGUCUAAGAGCAAACAUGAGGAUACAGUUCCCACUCAAAGCCAAAUGGAGAAGCGUAUAUUUAAUGAGCGAGCAGGUCAGAGUGACCAAAUGGCAAAUGGAAACAAAAGGAAACUGAAUUUUUCCAGAUCUGACAGGAGAGAAUUCCAUUUCCCCGAGUUGCCUUUCACAAUACAGUCAAAGGAGAUGAAAGGAAUAGAAGUUAAACAGAUAAAAGUGCUGAAGAGAGAACCAAAGAAAGCAGAUUUAUCUAAAAUACCAACUUUACUUAAUGUGGAUCAAAAUCAAGAAAAGCAAGAGAAUACAGGAAAUGCACAAACUGAAAGGAAGAAGAACCUGCCAGGUGUAGAGUAGAAAAAUGCAGCAGCUGAAAAUUCAGGGAAUCCCAGAAUCACUGGUGGAGAUGGCCAUUGUGAGGGGAAGAAUUUGAAGAGGAACAGAUUUUUUUUCUGGUAGCAUCUUUUCUUUUAAAUCUUAAAGAUAUGAACUGGCAAGGCUUCCCUUUUUAAGUAUGUACAAUAGACAUGUUACAUGAGCUGGUAAGACAGCCAUUUGUCUGCAUUAACAUCCAAUUUUGUUUUUUUAGCAAAACAUUCACUGUUUUGUUCUUUAUUCUAAGAACUCUGUUGAUGUGAUGCUUUGAUUUGGAAUUAUAAUGUCAUCUCUUUCCCUGC
Molecule: messenger RNA, 2341 nt
Organism: Condylura cristata (star-nosed mole)
Lineage: Eukaryota; Metazoa; Chordata; Mammalia; Eulipotyphla; Talpidae
Gene: CDKL3
Product: cyclin-dependent kinase-like 3
Exons: 15
Coding region: 255-2021 (588 amino acids)
Biological process (GO): dendrite extension; protein phosphorylation; positive regulation of dendrite morphogenesis
Cellular component (GO): nucleus
Molecular function (GO): ATP binding; cyclin-dependent protein serine/threonine kinase activity
Source: RefSeq, a predicted model, not a curated record